UAGCCGGUUUCUGACGCAAUUCAUUCAUGUGUCGUGUGUCGGUACGCGUGCUGCACCGUUCCGAUCUCUCGUGUAGAAACGCCGGUAGUUGAAAUUCAGAGUAAUUUUAAAAGAUUUUUAACUUGUUUAUAUACUGAUAAUCUAAGUUCUAAGAAAGCAUGAAGAUUUGGAGUACAGAACACGUUUUCAACCAUCCAUGGGAAACGGUCGCAAAGGCCGCUUGGCGGAAGUACCCUAAUCCCAUGAACAACAGUGUAGUAGGCGUCGAUGUCGUGGAGAGGCGAGUCGAACCAACGGGGAAAUUGUACAGCCACAGAAUACUCACAACAAAAUGGGGUCUUCCAGGAUGGGUAGUAAGGUUUCUUGGUUUGAAUCCAACAUGUUAUGCAAGCGAACACUCGCUGGUAGACGCACAAGAAAGAGUACUAAGACUCAAAUCGAAAAAUAUAACUCUCAAUAGCUAUGUAUCAAUAGAUGAAGAACUUGUAUAUACACCACAUCCGAGCAUUAAAAAUGCAACACUACUCACACAAGAGGCUAUCGUCACUGUGAAUGGAAUUAGUCUGGCUGGUCAUCUAGAAUCUCUGGUCACCAACACGAUAUCGUCCAAAUCAGCAGCUGGUCGUGAAGCAAUGGAAUGGGUCAUACAAUCCAUCAACCAAGAAAUGAAAGAUCUCGCCUCGCAGGUCAACAAGAGUAUGGAAGACAUCAAGCACAGUAUGGAGGGUCUGAGCUACGAAUAAUGCUACCCCUCCCCACCCCCUAUUGUACUUCCCCCAAGGGGUGGGGACGAGUUCGUCAAACCACCAAUGUAAGCCCUUGCAUUGUUAACCUUUCCGAUAGGUGCUGUUGUAAUGCCAAAUGUUUUGAACCGUUCUAUGCACUAAGCGUGAGCUGUGCUCACGUAAGCGGAAAGCGCCUUAUUUUUUAGAAUUCUUUCAAAGUUUUCACGAGCCUGUUAUGUCUGACGCUGUUUGUCAUUUUUAGCUUUGAAGCAAGAAAGGUGGAAGAACAAUGUACAUGUACUACAGUACUGCUUCAGUUUUUAUGAGUUGUGUGAGGCAGGCUUGGUGUUGAAAUGACCAUUCAGGUUUUGUUUUAUAAAACUUGCAGGAUUUUGAACGCUUUCAGGUCAGUACCUAGGAUAUCGCUGCUUAUGUCAAACACCAUAGGGCCCAAUGUCAUGGUUCUGCUAAGCAUUGAAAUCUGUGCUGAUGAUCACCUCUCUGUGCCCAAUUUCAUAGCGCUGCUUAACAGUUAGCAGGAAAGUUGUGCUUACUAAAGCAGAAAAUCAUGCUGCUGCUUAAGCACUACUUCAUGGCGUGGAUGUGCUAACAGUUGCGCCUGCAUGGAGAGUUCUAAUGUGACAUCACUGAUUUAAGCAGUUUUUUCCUCCAGGGUUAAGCAUGCUUUUGAUGUGCUUACUGCUUACCGUCUCUAUGAAAUAGACAGAGGCUCUGUUGGCACAAAAUCGGCUGUUAAGCAGCGCUAUGAAAUUUGGCCCUGAUCUAGUGCUGAAAUUCUGCAUUAACCAUGUCAGUACAAAAACCUUACGAUGUAUGCAAGUAAACAAGCCAGAGUUGCUUGCUUACCCGUGAAAUAUGCGAACUGUCAACACAGAAGUUUCUGCUAAAGUAAAGUGGAACUUUUAAGAUGGAAUUCGGUUGAGGAAGAUGUAAUUCUGAAAACUGGCUGUUGCCUUUCAGUGUCAUAACAGGAAUAUGACAAUGAAGGGCACACCAAAAUAUCGCAUGUAAAAAAUGUUAAUAAGUUUACUCAAAUAUAUGGGGUUAUUAGGAGGUCAUCUGCGUGAAGAGUAUUUUGGUGGUGACAGGGUGAAACUACAUUUAUGUCAUAGUUUGAAGAGGUUUGCUCAGUUUUAUAAAUUCUAACAAACUAGUCCUCCUCACAUCAAUGAGUUAUUUUUGUUACUGCCAGAGCUAUUUGUCGAAUUACUUGGGUUGCGGAACGUAUCAAGCAAUUUUCUAUUCACAGUCCAUGCCGUAACAUUUUCCUGUAAUAAAGGGAGUUCAGUUUGGUAAAUAGUUCUAUAACUGUUUUGACUCUUAUUGGUUGGAGGGAAAUCUGUCAUGUUUGUACAUGUAAAUUAAAACCCAGGUUUUGAUUUAAAGUUUUAUAUUUUUAAGACGUGUUUUAGUUUUGAGUGCCAAGUAUGUUUUCUUGAGAACUGGUGCCAUUCUAAUGGAAGUGGAAGCAGUAAAACACGUUGAGUGCAUUCGAUUACUUCCUCCGCGCUUACUCGUGUCAGCGUUCAAUUUACCUCUCGCGUGACUUCUCGCGCUUACUCGAGCUUGGCCCAAGUAACCGACUCGCCGAGCCGGUUAGUUAGGUAAUUAUUCCAUAAGGCCAUGCAAUAAACAUGGCUGCCAACGUGACGUCCGGCGGGCGCCUCGGGCCGUGUGCUUCAAGAGCUACAGCUAUUGUGAGCCCGUCCCCGCGUAUUUUCAAUGGGCAUGGACCUAGACCUAGCUCUAGACAGUUGAUUCGGAUGCAGCCUCAGUGUCAUGUCAAAGUUCAAUUUUCUAGCUCUUGCACGAAACUUUACCCGAAACCGUUCGUUUAUUUAGCUCCACUGCGCAUGUUUGUCAUCACGCGAGGAGCGAGUAAGCUGGGGGAAGUAAUCGAACACACUCAAUGAGUUUCAGCACACACAAGAUUAAAAUAACCAUUCCCAUUUUGCAGUCUUUUUGAAGUGUGUGUUGAAAGUUCAAAUUUUAGCACCCAGUGCAUCACAAAUUGUAUUUGAAUAUGGAACCAUUUCAAUAAAUUGGAAAUGUUAGUAAAUAUUCAUGAAUGCCUAAACAAAAACCAAAUAAUCAAAUAUUCAGCCUAUGGAUUUGUUUUAAUUUUGUUUUCCUGUGUACAAAUUUAUUUUAUUUAUGUAAGCAAAUGUUCUGAAAAAAGUUUUCAUCGAAAUUGCAGUAAAUAUUUUUGAGAGAUUAAUGAUCUUGCAUAAUUAUCUAUUUACCUCUUAGUAUGAAACUGCUGUUGAUUCUAUUGCUGUUGAAGAUUUGUAUAAUAUUUAAAGUACAUUGUAUUUUAAAAACCUUCAUAUGGUGACUGGGACAUUAAAAUUGCAGUGAUUUUGAGAAUUUUUAAA
Messenger RNA from Patiria miniata (bat star), 3121 nucleotides. RefSeq names its product PRELI domain containing protein 3A-like. Gene Ontology annotation, cellular component: mitochondrial intermembrane space. The transcript has 6 exons. Bases 159 to 743 code for a protein of 194 amino acids. Gene Ontology annotation, biological process: phospholipid transport. Lineage: Eukaryota; Metazoa; Echinodermata; Asteroidea; Valvatida; Asterinidae. The record is from RefSeq and is a predicted model, not a curated record. Gene Ontology annotation, molecular function: phosphatidic acid transfer activity.